Molecule: messenger RNA, 859 nt
Organism: Porites lobata
Lineage: Eukaryota; Metazoa; Cnidaria; Anthozoa; Scleractinia; Poritidae
Source: the annotation of a GenBank genome assembly
AUGAGCUGCGUCUACAAUACUUCUAUUCCGUAUGGUAAGGCGAUGAGACUCAAGUUUCAAAGUUUUGACCUGGCGUCAGAUUCAGAAUGCAGGUAGGAAUGAAUAAUUUUUAUAUAAAUGACGACAGCCAAAUCCUGCUGUUUUAUCCAAGACAAAAAUAUAGAAAUAAAUAACAAAACAGCAAAGAGGAAAGCGACUUGAGUUUUCCCGAUAUUUCGGACGGACAAGCCGUCCUUCUUCAGGGGAUUUAAUGACGAAUCAGAAAGUCGACUUUCCGAUUCUUCAUUAAAUCCCCUGAAAAAGGACGGCUUGUCCGUCCAAAAUAUAUGAAAAAUUCAAGUCGCUUUUCUCUUUGCUGUUUUCUUGUUUAGGAAUAAAUACGUUUAGCUUGUCUUUUCUGAACUUUAAUUUUGAGAUUGCGGGUCAAAAACUUGAAGGCAUACAAAAACCUUCUCAAAUAGCUUAAUUGUUGCAAGUUUAGUCCAAGCGAAUCUCACUUUCAUCAGGUAUACGUUUAGGUCAGCUACCGUCCCUUUAGCUCUUAUUGGUGGAUUUUCUUAUCAAUCUCGAGAACCAGUCUGAUAAUCUGUUAUUUUGGCAUCUAGCGAAGAGAAUGAGGGGGAGAGAUAUUUGUUACUGUACAGCAACUUGUAUUGAUAGAGAUUUUCUUGCAUGUAGGAUCGAUUAUUUGAAAAUAACGAAUGGCAUCACCGAACUUCGAUACUGCGGUGACCAGCUCAGUGGAACAGACCUUCUUGUAUCAGGAAACUACGUUGUAUUAACGUUCCACACGGACUGGCUGCUCGAGAACAAGACAGGAUUUGAAAUAUUCUUCGCUCAAGAAAUUUCUAGUAAGUAG